Papaver somniferum (opium poppy) is the source of this 1795-nucleotide messenger RNA. Its product is annotated as protein bfr2-like. The coding region runs from base 436 to 1512 and encodes 358 amino acids. Lineage: Eukaryota; Viridiplantae; Streptophyta; Magnoliopsida; Ranunculales; Papaveraceae. The transcript has 2 exons. The record is from RefSeq and is a predicted model, not a curated record.
AGGAAGAAGAAGGGGGUGAAGCAAGAGAAAAUAAAGGAAAUAAAUAAAAACGAAAAAAGAACAUCACACGUCAAAAAAAAUGCCCCACAGUAAUCUUCCGAGUCACCUCGCCACAUCAGAGCGAGUGCAGAGUAGUGUGCUAAGCCGAGAGGGGAAUAGCAUUUCCGACUAACGGUGAAAAAGAGAAACAAUAAAGAAAAUAUAAGGAAAUAAAAGCUGUCAAUAUAAUCUCCUUUUCCUUUUAAAAACAAUCCCAAUUAACCAACUCAUAUAUCAAAGGCUUCAUCUUUCAAAAAAGAAAAAAAUAUAUCAAAGGCUUCAAACCCCUCAAAACCCCCCAAAACUACACAAGUCACAAACCAUUAGGUAGACUGAGAAGACAGAUAGAGAGAGAGACAGGAGUAGAAGAGACAGAGAAGCAAGCAAGAGAAAUCCAUGAAAGGAAGAGAUGGAAAAGCUGCUGCACCAACAGAUUUGUUGGUAUGUUUUCCAUCAAGGGCUCAUCUAUCACUUAUGCCUAAACAAAUUUGUAGUUCAGUAAGGGUUCCAGAAGCAGCAAAUAAGAGGUAUAACAGUAAUAAUAAUCAACAUCUUCAAUUAGCUAGGGCUAGUAACAGAUGUGGUGGUCAAGGUAGUCCAUUGUUAUUAGCUAAAGCUAAAGCUAUUGCUAAUAAGAUGGGUGCAUCAGAAAUUGAUGAACCAACUUCACCGAAAGUUACUUGUGCAGGUCAAAUUAAAGUCAGAACUAAAACUGGAAGAGGUUCGUGCAAGAAUUGGCAAACAGUUAUGGAAGAAAUUGAGAGAAUUCACAAGAAAAACUCAUCAACAUCAUCGUCGAAACAUAAGAAUGGUAGUGAUACUAAGAAAUCAACUUGGGGGGAAGCACUUGGUUUUAAGAAAGAUGUAAUGCAAUUCUUGACUUGCUUAAAAGGUUUCAAAGUUGAUUUUAGAUGUUUUGGCAAUUUUCACGGGUCUGGUGUUAUCUCCGACGAUGACGAUGAAGACGAUGAUGAAGAUGUGAACGAAGACGAAGAAAAUGAUGAAGUGCGUAGUGAAUUAGGUAACGAUCAUCUAACCAGAAGUAAGUCAUCAAGAACUGUUUACUCGAAGUGGUUUAUGGUUCUGGAAGAAAAUAAAGAAAAUGGGUUGUUUGAAGAAAACAAAAAUGAAGAGAAAAAUGAUUGUCCAUCAGCACCUCCUCCGAAUGCACUUUUGCUAAUGCGAUGUCGGUCGGCACCCGCGAAAAGUUGGUUAGAAGAGAAAGAAGAAGAAGAAAAACAAAAACAAGAACAGGACCAAGAACAUGAUGAAGAUGAAGAAUCAAAGGAUUAUAACAACAACAAGUUAAAAGUCUUGUUUGAUGAAGAACAGAAAAAAGAGAAUUUGAUAUUGAAGUGUUAUUCUCCAGAUUUCACUAUGGUUUCUUCUGAUGUUGCUAAAGAAACAUGGGUUGUUGGUGGAAUACGAGAUUCAAGAGAUCCAUUGUCAAGAAGCAGAAGCUGGAAGAGAUGAUGAUCCGAACAUUUUGAAUAAUGCAGGGGACAACUGGCAUCUUUCACAAGCAUACAGUCUCUGCCACAAAAAAUGUCUCUUCACGUAUCUACCUACCAUCCCAUCUAUGGUCCAACGAAACAGUUGAAACUAUGCGACGUACGACUCAAAUGAGAGUAGUUUCAUACAUAAUUUACAGUUCAAUGCUCCAGUUUGUGGUCAUGUAAGGUAGAUGGUUCCCAGAAAACAAAAGUCUGAUCAAGGUUUUUGCUUAUUCUCUUAAUUGUGAGUUUGUGAUGCUUUU